AUGAACACAAUCAUUGACGAGCGUGGUUCAUUCGCUGUGACCAGUCCCUUUCCAGGCCGACUAGGAGUCAUCUUGAAAUCAUUGAAAAAGUUACCAGCAAGGGUUGCUUUAUCUGGGGAUGUUCUUCCUCUCAAAGAAGAUAAGGCAAAGUCACUGGCAGAAAAACUUAACGAAAUCAUACUAUCUGAGCAAAAAUCAACUGAAGAGUUCAGUUACAGUGUUUCUGGAGUACUAAGUUCUAGUGGUAGCAGUACAUCACGAAGUGAUAAUCUUCAGCAACUAUUGGGAAACACCGAAAGAUAUUCUGUAUAUAGAUUUAAAACAAGAUCUUGCACAUUUAUUGAUGGCCAUGGAAGCACUUUUGACGUGGAUGUUGAAGAUUUAGGAACAUCCAAAGCUGAUCUAUUAGCUCCAUUUUCAGCAAAGUUGAUUGACGGGAUUAACCAAAGCGAGACUAGGCGUAGAGCCCUUGUGCUUUUAUGUUUUGUUUACAUGAAUGCCAAUGCAAAGGAUGCUUACGUAACAUCCGUUGAUCGCAAGGGGUUUGAUGUGCUGGCAAAAGUUACUGGUCCAGUUUUGAAAGACGGUGUUGGUCAGUAUCAAUGGAAAGAGUUCAGGUUCAUGUUCGAGCAAGACGCAAACGAUGUUGAAAUGUUCUGCAAUCAACUAGUUGAAAUGGAAGAGGAGGUUGUCAAUAAGGUUUCAGUCUCUAGUGGACUAAACUAA
Messenger RNA from Lathyrus sativus (Indian pea), 726 nucleotides. Lineage: Eukaryota; Viridiplantae; Streptophyta; Magnoliopsida; Fabales; Fabaceae. The record is from the annotation of a GenBank genome assembly.